Scomber japonicus (chub mackerel) is the source of this 2959-nucleotide messenger RNA. RefSeq names its product protein Niban 2-like. NCBI's taxonomy places the organism in Eukaryota, Metazoa, Chordata, Actinopteri, Scombriformes, Scombridae. The record is from RefSeq and is a predicted model, not a curated record. The transcript is spliced from 14 exons. Bases 170 to 2959 code for a protein of 929 amino acids.
GUGCCACCGCCCGUCUCUUCAAACCUCAGCUCGCUCAGGUUAUGUUGGAGAGGACGUGAGAGGAAUUGUGUGUUUAGCACUCAAAAAAGCGGACUUUACUGCGUUCGACUCAGCAAACAAAACGUGGACCUGCAGUGGAGUCAAUCUGGGACUUUGAGUUUCAUCCACCAUGGGGGACGUGAUUUCCAGUCACCUGGAUGAAGCCAAGCGGGAGAUUAUCACAGCUCAGACCGGGGAGGUGAUGGGAGAGUUUGGGCGCCUGUAUGAGCAGCAGUAUGCAGUGGCUCUUUUCAACAAGGUUCGCUUUGACAUAGAGGGUGGAGGUGGUCCGCAGCCCCAGCUACUACACCGCAAGAUCCCUCUGGAGAACAAGUCCAUCUUCUCUGGCUCGCUCUUUCAGUACCUGGAGGAGAACAAGAAAUGGAGAAACCGCUUCCUGUUUGUCCCAGACUCCUACAACAUCAACUACUUUGAUAGCAAAGCGGCCCAUGACAGACGCCUCCAUCCCAAAGGAACCAUCAACUGCGCUGGCCACAAAGUGCUGACAUCUAUGGACCAAUACCUCGAUCUGAUCAGCAACAGCCUGCCAGGUGUGAAAGCCAAGGUGGGAAGUUCACCCUUCCUGAAGUGUCCCACCCAGUUCCCUCUGAUCCUGUGGCACCCGUACGGCCGUCACUACUACUUCUGCGUGGUGACGGAGAAAGAGCAGCAGAAGUGGCACGCUGUCCUCCAGGACUGUGUCCGACACGCCAAUGAUGGUUUGUCAGAGGAGAAUAAAAUCCAAACACCAGCCUUCACUGAUGCUGUACGAAUCUACCGCCAAGCUAAAGGGCACUAUGGCACCUGGGAAAUGAUGUGUGGUGUACAGUCACAGAUCCUGUCUAACCUGGUGAUGGAGGGUCUUCUCCCAGACCUGAGGGAGCUCAUCUCUCCUCGACUCAAAGGCAAACUGCAUGAGAGGCAGAGGAACUGGAUGCUGAUCAGUGAUGCAGUGUACAGUCUGGUGCAGGAACAGUGCAAAGCCCAGUACGAGGCGGUGGUACAGAAGUGUGAGUCGGGCCACACCUUGCUAGAGGCCUCCAUUCGCACAGACAUGGACCAGAUCAUCACCUCCAAGGAGCACGUCACCAACAAGAUUCGAGCUGUAGUCCUCCCUAAGGCUGAGAAGCUGCUGAAGGUGAGCAUCGAGCCUUACAUCAGCUCCAUCCUGGAUGCCCUGAUGGAGCCGACCAGCCGAGGCUUCUCUGAGGUCCGUGAUGUCUUCUUCAGGGAGCUGGUGGACAUGAGCAAGAACACACUCAAUGAGGGCACUAAGGAGACCGUGGCACAGCACAUGGAGAAGAUCUCCAUGUUGGCCUUCCACCCAGUGAAGAUGCAGAGCUGCUAUGAGAAGGUGGAGCAGUUGAGUCUGGAAGGUCUGCAACAGAGGUUUGAUGUCUCCAGCCCCUCAGUGUUCGUCCAGAGGGCCCAGAUCCUCAUGAGAGAGCAAAUGGAUGAUGCAGUUUAUACAUUUGAGCAGAUACUUCACCAGAGUUUAGAGUCUCAGGGAACAGAGGAGCUGUGUAAGACCAUCCAGCGCUGCCAGGACAGAGUGAUUAAGAAAUUUGACUAUGACAGCAGCACAGUGAGGAAGCGUUUCUUCCGUGAGGCUCUCCUCCAGAUAUUCAUCCCUUACAUGCUGAAGCAGCUCAGCCCCUCCUGUGCCUCGGAGCUGCCACGCUUCCAGGAGCUGAUCUUUGAGGACUUUUCCCGCUUCAUCCUGGUGGAGAACAUCUUUGAAGAGGUGGUGCUGCAUUCGGUCAUGAAGGACAUCAUGAUGGCUGUGAAGGAGGCGGCAGUCCAGAGGAGACACAACCUGUACAGAGACAGCAUUGUCCUCAGCAACAGUGACCCCAGCCUGCACCUGCUGGGAGAAAGCCCGUCCAUCGACUGGGCUGGGGAGUACGGAGGAGCCCAGGAGGAGGAGGUAGCGGACACAGCAGGGAAGGACACUGAGGGUGAUGCCCAGGGUGAAGAUGGGGAAUCCCAAAAGAGGAGGAGGAUGAAGCAGGUGGUGUCCAUGAUCCAGGAGGAAGGUUCCCCGGUCUUGCCCGGUGAGUCUUGCAUGGAUUUGGCCGGCAUCGAUGAUAUCCCGGAGGAGGGUAGCAACGACGAGAAGGAGGAGGAGGAAUUGUCUCCUGACCAGAUUGAAUCUCCAUGUCCCAAACCUACAGAGAACCCUCCAGACCUGUCCAGUAGUUCGGUCUUGAAGGAAGCAGAGGCCAAAGCAGAGGAGGCCAAAGCAGAGGGGGCCAAAGCAGAGGGGGCCAAAGCAGAGGGGGCCAAAGCAGAGGGGGCCAAACUAGAGGGGGCCAAAGCAGAGGGGGCCAAACUAGAGGGGGCCAAAGCAGAGGAGGCCAAAGCAGAGGAGGCCAAAGCAGAGGGGGCCAAAGCAGAGGGGGCCAAAGCAGAGGGGGCCAAAGCAGAGGGGGCCAAAGCAGAGGGGGCCAAAGCAGAGGGGGCCAAACUAGAGGGGGCCAAACUAGAGGGGGCCAAACUAGAGGGGGCCAAACUAGAGGGGGCCAAACUAGAGGAGGCCAAACUAGAGGAGGCCAAACCAGUGGAGCAGGAUAAAGAAGAGGUGCAGCUGCAGGGUGAAUUAUCUACAGCUACAGAGGAGAAAGCUCAGGGUGAUGACAACCAGCUGGCAGAGGAGCAGCAACAACAACAACCACCACCACCACCACCUACCAACCAGGAGGUAUCAGAGGAAGAGCCGCCACCACCGCCUCCUGCUGAAGAAGUUCCCCCAGAGGCCACAGCUGAAUUCCCCCCGCCUCCUUACGACGAUAGCGGCUUCCAGUCUCCCAGCAGCGACAGGGCAUUGGAGGAGGAGGUGGCCUCUAGCAAAGACACCCCACAGCCAGCAGAAGAGACGAGCGUCGCCACAGCCCCACAAGCUGAAACCAAAAACCAGUGA